Molecule: messenger RNA, 2557 nt
Organism: Nyctereutes procyonoides (raccoon dog)
Lineage: Eukaryota; Metazoa; Chordata; Mammalia; Carnivora; Canidae
Gene: FAM43A
Product: family with sequence similarity 43 member A
Exons: 1
Coding region: 84-1481 (465 amino acids)
Source: RefSeq, a predicted model, not a curated record
GCGGGAGCGGGCGCGGGUGCGGGCGCGGGCGCGGGCCCGGGCGGCCUCCCCGCGCUAGCCGGCCCCGCGGCCCUGCCCCGGAGAUGCUGCCCUGGAGGAGGCACAAGUUCGAGCUGCUGGCCGAGGCGCCGCGGCAGGCGGCCAAGCCCAAGGGCUACGCGCUGCGCCUGCACUACUCGGCGCUCGGCUCGCUGGCGCGGGCGUGUCCCGAGGGCGCGCUGAGCCGGGUGGGCGGCAUGUUCCGCUCCAAGCGCAAGAAGCUGCGCAUCACCAGCGAGGACCCCACCUACAGCGUGCUCUACCUGGGCAACGCCACCACCAUCCAGGCGCGCGGCGACGGCUGCACCGACCUGGCGGUGGGCAAGAUCUGGAGCAAGAGCGAGGCGGGCCGCCAGGGCACCAAGAUGAAGCUGACGGUGAGCGCGCAGGGCAUCCGCAUGGUGCACGCCGAGGAGCGCGCGCCGCGCCGCCCGGGCCACCUGUACCUGCUGCACCGCGUCACCUACUGCGUGGCGGACGCGCGGCUGCCCAAGGUGUUCGCCUGGGUGUACCGGCACGAGCUCAAGCACAAGGCGGUGAUGCUGCGCUGCCACGCGGUGCUGGUGUCCAAGCCCGAGAAGGCGCAGGCCAUGGCGCUGCUGCUCUACCAGACGUCGGCCAGCGCGCUGGCGGAGUUCAAGCGGCUCAAGCGGCGGGACGACGCGCGGCACCAGCAGCAGGAGCUCGUGGGCGCGCACACGGUGCCGCUCGUGCCGCUGCGCAAGCUGCUGCUGCACGGGCCCUGCUGCUACAAGCCGCCCGCCGAGCGCAGCCGCAGCGCGCCCAAGCUGGGCCCCAUCACCGAGGACCCGCUGGGCGAGCAGCAGGAGCAGAGGCUGCAGGAGGAGGAGGAGGGCGAGGAGGGGGAGGGGGAGGACGACGACGACGAGGACGAGGACGAGGACGGGCGGCCCGAGGGCUGCCUGGAGGAGGACGACAGCGAGGACGGCGCGGGGGAGCAGGACGAGGCCGAGGCCGAGGCCCGCCGAGCGCUGGCGGCCGCCUUGCACCUGGGCUGCGGGGACCUGCUGGGCCCGCGGGAGGGCGGCGGGGGCUCGGCGGGGCCUGUGCCGCCGGGCGCCUCCUCCGAGCGGGCCGCGCUGUCCCAGCUCAUCCGCGGCCUGGGAGCGCUCAGCUUCGGCAACGACGUGCGCAGCCUGAGGGCCGACCUGCGGGUCACGCGCCUGCUGUCGGGAGACAGCGCGGGCUCCACCGAGGGCUGGACCGAGGGCUGGACCGAGGGCUGCCCCUGCCCCGAGGGCUGCACCUAUGGCUCCACCGAGGGCUGCCCCUGCCCCGAGGGCUGCACCUAUGGCUCCACCGAGGGCUGCACCUGCCCCGAGGGCUGCACCGACGGCUGCACCGAGAGCUGCACCGAGGGCGGGGACCCGGACGCCCCCCCAGCCCCCGCCGCCAGCCCCGAGGAGCCCCGCUCCGGCUGAGACCUGGCGCCCCGCGGGGACCAGCCCGCCCCGGCCCCCGCCCGCACCCCGCGGCAGGGAGACGGUCGGUCCGAGGGUCGAGGCCCAGAGGCGCUGCCCUCCUGCUCCGCACGGGGUGGGGGGCGCGGGACCGGGGCUCGGGGUGACUCGGAGAUGUGCAGGGCCCACCCGCAGGGACGCGGGGAGGCUGGGCUGGGGGAUGCCCCAGCCUGCUUGGCGAGCCCCUCCGGCUGCAGGCCCAUUAGCUGCAGCCCCCACCGGCUGCAGGCCCAUUAGAUGCAGCCCCCACCGGCUGCAGGCCCAUUAGAUGUGGGCCCACUAGUUGUAGCCCCCCACUGGCUGCAGCCCCCCCACCAGUUGCAGGCCUACCAGCUGCAACCCCCCCAACUGCAGACCCCCGUUACCGGGUGCAGCCCCCCCCCACCAGCUGCAGGCCCUCGGGUUUCCUGUUUGCCUGAGCAGGAGGCAUUAGUCCCUCCCCUGACCCCACCGACUGACAACAGGGGGGGCGAGGCCUUGUGGGGGGGGGAGGCCUAGCGCUGUCCUUAAAACACAUUUUCUUUUUGGCUCUCACGAGGACUUUGAGGCUGCAAUGCCACCUCUCUGCCCCCAGUCUUUUCAGUCUCUUCGGCAAGAGCCUGGGUUGUUUACCUUAGACUCAGACCCUUGACGUUCUGCCAAAUUCCUCAAAUAACUGUUUGGGGGUGGGGGCGGCGGCGGUGGAGAGAUGGAAGAAAGUUGCAAUUUGUUUACAGCGAAAGACAUCUAAUAUCUAAAAAAAAAAAAGUUUUUCGUUUAAAGACACACUUUUCUCCUGCUCAAAGGACGUCCCUCCAUGAUCCUGUGUAAAAUAUUUUGCACUGUUGUGAAGUAUUUUUGACUUUUUUUGUACAUAACUGUUCUGAGAGCUAAAUGUUUAUAUCUUUUGCUGUGCAAAAGACAUGUAAGAUGUUGUUCAGUUGUAUAUACAGAAAUGUGUAUAAAACAUCUCGUUAUUUUUUAAGAGUGGCACCGCUCUGGUUCUGUUUGCACAGGGGGCCGUGGGGAGAGAAUAAAAAGGACGAUGUCACAGCACA